CUAUCUUCCUGGUAUGUAUGACCAUCAUCAAGCACUGCUAGAAACUGCUCCUUGAUUCAGCCAAAAUAUUGCCCCGCCUAGUCCAAACAACCCAGCUUGCAUUCAACGCGGUUUUGAUCUCAAGGUGGAACUGCGAGGUGGAGGACUAGACUCGAGAGGUUCGCCGAGAUCAACAUGGGUCACUUAGUUAUCGGUGUUGAUCUUGGUGGUAAGUCCUUCCCUUGUCGUCGGCUAACCAAAAUGAUGCUUUGCCAGCAACAAGAAGGCAGCAGACUCGUCACAGUGCUACAUUCACACAAGAGUCCACAAUGGAUCUCAGCGAGUUGAAGGAUGACCUUUAUGACCUAUACCGCAAUAGAUCAUCCUACUGGGUGCGAGACAUCCCAUAUUUCAAGAGUUCUUGCUCAAAGAUCCUAUGGAAACUCGGCCCGGUCUUUACAGAGCGCGAGACUUAUGGGGAUGAUGAUAUCUAUAAGACCUAUAUAACAGAGACAUGUGGUACAUGUGUUGCAACUCAGGUUGAAGGGCCCAGUCCAGGAGUUCAGGGCAUUGCAAAGAUCAGACUGCAGAUUCCUGAUGAUCCUGAAAACCCUUCAUCAACCAAACCUCAACGCAGCAGCUCUCGUCUUGCAUUUGAAUAUUAUAACCAUCGUACACUCACAGAACUUGGUUGCACCUGUAUCCCAAAGCUGCUAGACUAUACACUUUUCACUCAAAAGAAGGGUGAUCCUCUUCCUGGUGGCUUCCUUUUCAUUCUUGUGAUGGAAAGAUUGCCAGGGCGCAACUUGGUUAAUUUUGCUGAUUUGCCCAUGUCCGAGCGGGAUCAGGUCCGGUUAGCAUUUGCCAAGUCAAUCCGCGAGUUCUACGCCUUCAGGUUCAUGCAUAAUGACCCUGAUCGUCGCAAUCUGAUGUGGGACCCUGAGAAUAAAAAAUGCUACAUAAUAGACCUCGAAGACGCGUAUCAAAUCAAUGACGAUGAGGAGCCCACCAAGUUCAUGCCUGAGAUUCAUUAUCGCGAGUGGGGGAUUGCUGGGCCCGAAAUCAACUGCCACAUGUAUGGCUUGGAUCCAAUGGUCCCGCAUGAUCGCAAGUUCAUUAAGGACCCAGACGACAAGACACUCGAGAGGAUGGCCGCCGAUUCAGCAGGCAACCAGCUUGUGUUUGGAAAAUAAACUAUUCUUCUUCAAUAUACGCUUUCGGUAUGGUAUGGAUGAGACCCAACCCGAGUGGUUCUAGAGCCAGCAGAGUCUCUUUGGCCACCACUGGAAUUCUGAGGCCUAUGGGUUGCUUGCUUUACUAUUCUCAUUCUUGGGGGCUAGGCUAAACUCCAAUCUAAAAGCCUCUCGGAGCCUGCUGUCAUAGUUCUUCUUAUCUUCCAUUUUCCUGA
This is a messenger RNA of Coccidioides immitis RS, 1387 nucleotides long. RefSeq lists its product as uncharacterized. The coding region runs from base 309 to 1172 and encodes 287 amino acids. The record is from RefSeq and is a predicted model, not a curated record. The transcript has 5 exons. NCBI's taxonomy places the organism in Eukaryota, Fungi, Ascomycota, Eurotiomycetes, Onygenales, Onygenaceae.